This is a messenger RNA of Microcebus murinus (gray mouse lemur), 5748 nucleotides long. NCBI's taxonomy places the organism in Eukaryota, Metazoa, Chordata, Mammalia, Primates, Cheirogaleidae. The record is from RefSeq and is a predicted model, not a curated record.
CGUGGUCGCCUGCUAACGCCAUUCGGCCGUGAGGGAGAGGCGCCAGCGCGAGCCAAGCUGGAGAACCUAGAACAGGUCCUGAAGCACAUGCGAGAGGCCGCGGAACGGCGGCAGCAGCUGGAAGCGGAGCAUGAGCAGGCCCUGGCGGUCCUCAGCGCCAAGCAGCAGGAGAUCGACCUUCUGCAGAAGGCUCAGGUCGAAGCCAAGAAAGAACAUGAAGGCGCCGUGCAGCUGCUAGAGAGCAAGGUCCGGGAGCUGGAAGAGAAAUGCCGGGCCCAGAGUGAGCAGUUCAGCCUGCUGUCCCGGGACCUGGAGCAGUUCCGGCAGCACGCGGGCAAGAUCGACCUGCUGGGCGGCAGCGCGGUGGCCCCGCCGGGCGUCCCCUCGGCCCCCGGCAAGCCUUUCCCUCAGUUCAUGAACGGACUAGCCGCCUCCAUCGGCAAAGGUCAGGGCAGCGCUGUCGGAAGCGGCUCUGCGAUUGGCGAGUAUAUCCGGACCCUCCCGCUCCCCGGGGACAAGCCGGAGCCUCUGUCCGCCAAGCCCACCUUUCUGUCCAGAUCCGGCAGCCCAAGAUGCAGAUUUGAGUCCGACAUGGAGAAUGAGCGGAACUCCAAUACCUCAAAGCAGAGAUACUCGGGGAAGGUGCACCUGUGUGUCGCCCGCUACAGCUACAACCCCUUCGACGGUCCAAAUGAAAACCCGGAAGCGGAGCUGCCGCUCACGGCGGGGAAGUACCUCUACGUCUACGGAGACAUGGACGAGGACGGCUUCUAUGAAGGGGAGCUCCUGGAUGGGCAGAGGGGCUUGGUGCCCUCCAACUUCGUGGACUUUGUCCAGGACAACGAGUCGCGGCUGGCAAGCACGCUGGGGAGCGAGCAGGACCAGAACUUCAUCAACCACGCCGGCGUCGGCUUGGCAGGGGAGAACAUUCUGGACCUGCACUCGCCCACUCACGUGGACUCGGGCGUCACGGACAACGGCGCGGGGACGCUGGACCUGAACAUCGACGACGUCGGAGAAGACAUUGUGCCUUACCCUCGGAAAAUCACCCUCAUCAAGCAACUCGCCAAAAGUGUCAUUGUGGGCUGGGAGCCCCCGGCGGUGCCGCCGGGCUGGGGGGCCGUGAGCGGCUACAACGUGCUGGUGGACAAGGAGACGCGGGCCAGCCUGGCGCUGGGGAGCAGGACCAAGGCCCUCCUCGAGAAGCUGGACACGGCCGCGCGCACCUACCGCAUCUCCGUGCAGUGCGUGACGGGCAGGGGCAGCUCCGACGAGCUGCGGUGCACGCUGCUGGUGGGCAAGGACGUGGUGGUGGCGCCCGCCCACCUGCGCGUGGACGACGUCACGCAGGUCUCCGCCCGGCUCUCCUGGCUGCCCACCAACAGCAACUACAGCCACGUCAUCUUCCUCAACGAGGAGGAGCUCGACGUGGUCAAGGCCGCGCGGUACCAGUACCAGCUCUGCAACCUCAGGCCCAACGCGGCCUACAAGGUGCGCGUCCUGGCCAGGCCCCACCAGAUGCCGUGGCAGCUGCCGCUGGAGCAGAGGGAGAAGAAGGAGGCCUCCGUGGAGUUCUCCACGUUGCCCGCAGGCCCUCCAGCCCCCCCACAAGAUGUCACCAUCCAAGCUGGGGCCACCCCCGCCACCAUCCAGGUCUCCUGGAAACCACCCGCUCUGACUCCCACCGGCUUGUCCAACGGAGCCAAUGUCACCGGCUACGGCGUGUACGCAAAAGGGCAGAGGGUGGCCGAGGUCAUCUUCCCCACGGCGGACAGCGUGGCGGUGGAGCUCCUGCGGCUGCGGAGCCUGGAGGCCAAGGGUGUGACCGUGCGCACCUUCUCGGCGCAGGGCGAGUCGGUGGACUCCGGCGUCGCUGCCAUUCCCCCCGGCCUGCUGGUGUCCCCACCCCCACACCCGAGGACUGCUCCCACGCCAAAGCCACCAGCCAGUGCCGGAGCCCCCGAUACCAAAGACGAACACUUGGGUCCCCACGCCAGGAUGGAUGAGCCCUGGGAGCAUGGCCGCACACCUGCGCCUGCGCAUGGGCACACGCUGGAGCCGCCGGGACUGCCCGGCUCGGGGAGGAGGUCGCCCUCGCCCAGCCGGAUCCUGCCGCAGCCGCAGGGGGCCCCGGUGUCCACCUCCGUCGCCAAGGCCAUGGCCCGGGAAGCCGCGCAGAGAGUGGCUGAGAGCAGCAGGUUAGAGAAAAGGAGCAUCUUCCUGGAACGGAGCAGCGUGGGGCAGUACGCCCCCUCGGACGAGGAGGAUGGCUACGAGCCCCCCGACAUCAAAAGGAGAGGGGCGUCCGUGGACGACUUCCUGAGAGGGUCUGAGCUCGGCAAGCCGCCCCACUGUUGCCAUGGAGAUGACUACCACACCGAGAGCAGCCGGGGAUCAGACCUCUCCGACAUCAUGGAGGAAGACGAGGAGGAGCUCUAUUCUGAGAUGCAGCUGGAAGAUGGGGGACGGAGGCGGCCCAGUGGCACCUCCCACAACGCUCUCAAGGAGUGCUCCGAGCAUCGGACCUCCGAAGGCGCUUUCUCGGAGCAGCAGCCCCGGCACAGGAAGAGGCUUUUCAGUAUCCCCGAAGUAGCGGAGGAGGAGGCCGAGUGCUGCGAGCUGCUGCACAGGCAGGGCCUCCGGGCGUCCCCCAGGGCCCGGGCGCUGCUGCCCGGAGAGCCCAGGCGCGCCAGGCUGCGCAGGGGGGACGAGGCUCCGCCGGGCUCCCGGCUCCCAGCCUGGCACAGGGUCCCUGGGGCCGCACCCUACCUGGAGGACUGUCUCCCCGAGGACAGAGGCUGCCGGCUCAGCCGCUCGGCCGCCAGGAGCCCGGACAGUGGCCUGGACUGCGGCAGCGAGGAGGAGCUGCGGGCUGGCCUCGGGAGCGCCACGGCCGUGUGCAGCCCGGGGCGCUGGCCCUGCGCCAGGACCCCGCGGCCCGCGCUGGCCCGGCGGCGCACUCUGACCCGGCAGAGCAGCGUUGAGGAGGACUUUUGGGAGCAGGAGGACCCCGGUGCUGUCCUCAGGGGCGAAGAGAGGCCUGCCCCCAGCAAGCACGGCUGGGACGAGUCGGUGGAGCAAGAAGAGUUUCGGGGUGUCUGCAGGAAAAGCGUAGCCGGGCCUGACAGCAGGGCCGCCCAGCACGCACAGCCGGCUCCCCGCGCCUCGCGAGGCCCUGCGAUCUUAGGAAACCCGGCGUCUGCAGGACGGGCAGAUAGGGUGGAUCACGUGGGCCGGAGGUUUCCCCGCGGCAGCCCUGGUCCUCAGCGGUCCCGGCCGAUGCCUGUCCCGUCCAUUGAGAUUACAGUGGACAGUAGCAGUGGAGGCUGUUGGUCUCGGUCAGGUAGUGAGGGCCACAUUCCUCCUGUAGAAGACGGUGCUUGUUCUCGCAGCACCUGUGGACUCAGGAGCCGGCCCAGGCGGCGAGUCAGGAGCCCUGACCUCCCUGCCCUCCCACACGAUGAGUACUCGGGGCGAGACCGCCUCUCCCCGGACUUCUACGAAGAGUCAGAAACCGACCCUGGCGCCGAGGAGCUCCAGGCCCGCAUCUUCGUGGCUCUCUUCGACUACGACCCACUCACCAUGUCCCCGAACCCAGACGCUGCCGAGGAGGAGCUUCCCUUCAAAGAGGGGCAGAUCAUCAAGGUUUAUGGCGAUAAGGACGCUGACGGGUUCUACCGCGGGGAGACCUGUGCCCGGCUCGGCCUCAUUCCUUGCAACAUGGUCUCUGAGAUCCAGGCGGAUGAUGAGGAGAUGAUGGAUCAGCUUUUUAGACAAGGCUUCCUCCCUCUGAACACGCCUGUGGAGAAGAUAGAAAGAAGCAGGAGGAGUGGCAGGCAUCAUGCGGUGUCGACACGGAGAAUGGUGGCUCUGUAUGACUAUGACCCGAGAGAAAGCUCGCCCAACGUGGACGUGGAGGCUGAACUUACAUUUUGCACGGGAGAUAUUAUUACUGUUUUUGGUGAAAUUGAUGAAGAUGGAUUUUAUUAUGGGGAGCUGAAUGGGCAGAAAGGCCUUGUACCUUCAAACUUCCUGGAAGAAGUGCCUGCUGACGUGGAGGUCUACCUUUCUGACGCUCCGUCCCACCACUCUCAGGAAGCACCAGUGCGCUCCAAGGCAAAAAGGAAGAAGAGUGUUCAUUUCACACCUUAAUCAGGCAAUGUAGCCUUCACGUAAGUGAGCAACUGAAGUUACCUAUAAAGAUACCAACUUAAGCUACCUUAAAUGGACCAAUGCGGUAGACUUAAGGCUUCACUGUGGGGUUAAAAAAAGAAAAGAAAUAUGUCUCAAAAAAUUAUUGAACCUAAAGUAUUAGGAUAUUACUUGGUCUCAGUUGUAAAGCAACUGAAUUUACAGUGAAACAAAUCAUCUUUAAAAAUAAUUUCCUACUAUUUACAUUAAGACUAUUUGAAAAGCCAACAUUGGGAACAUAUUUCUUAAGAAGCUAAUUGUUUGUUUACAUAGAGUAUUCCAAUGUCUACUCAUAAUUAAAGCUGCAUAUUGCAUUGUUAGCCACUCUUGGAAAAAGCACAACCUAACAAAUAUGUUUACUAUAGGAAGUUUUACAUAAUUUAAGAUCAAGCACAUGAGCAGUUAACAAAGGUGAUCUAGUGUUGGCUCUGAACCCUGUGACCAUGCCUCCACCUUAUGAGAGCGCUAUGCUGCUCCUCAAAGCACAACCGUUCUGGAACAUGCAGAAGUUGGUGACAGAUGAAUUUGUUGGUAUACCAAUGCAAUACUAAGUUUUAUGAAACAUGCAGCUCAAAUGAUUGCAUUAGACGGAAUAGCUGGUAUCUUCAGGUGUACUUUGGGAUGCUUUCCUAGGUGUUUUCCAUUAGAAUUAGACCUUGAUUUUAAAUCCAAGCAAGCUUGAAGCCCCUUGGCUUAUAUCAUUUGCCUGCUGAAUAAUGAACACUCAUAUUAGCAAGCGGUUUGCUCUGGAGAGGCUAGGGAACUAGAGCAAUGACAGUAUGAUAUAAGUUUAGGCAUGUAUUCAACUGCAAAAAUUAAGUGAGGUAAAGUCAUACAACAUAAGAAAAUUCUACCCCUUUGAAGCACUGUUGGUAAUAUUUCAAUAUACUGUAAGUGCUUAAUCAUGUUCAAUGAUUUGGAAAUAACAAAAGCAUCCAAUAAGGGCCUUUAAGCUUUCUUUGAUUGUAAUUAAGGUUCAUUUUAGUUUUUUUUUUCUUUCAACCAGUGUGCCAUCUCCAAUAUUUCUAUAAUAUACUAACCCAAGAAUGCACUUUACAAUAUCAGGAUUUUAUAUAACCAAAUAGUUUUCAAAUACAGUGAAAUUCCCGUUAAGAUUACUGAUGGGUACUCGGCCAACUUUACUAUCAACCUCGUUUAAAAUAACUUUUUUCCAACCCUGCUUUUGGUCUUAACUUAUAAAUUACUACCUUUGUUUUGCCAAAUCAAUGGCCUCCCCCUCCCCCAAGACAAAGAAACUGAAAGCCAAACGUUUACGGCUGGACACUCUCUCUGACAUGCUUUGGGAGAGGGUGUUUGCUUCUCAUGGCAUACUUUAAAAAUUGAAAGAAGAAAUGAACCACCCCCUUUUUCUUUCCUGGUGGGAAUCGGGGCGGUACGAUGUUACCAAGUGAAUUGCUGCUGUUGGCGCUCACGCACUCAAUAAACUGUCACAAUGUACCUACUAGGUUCCUCCUGAGGGUUCAGGGACAGCAAGGAGAGCUCCAUCCCCCACAGUCCAUCUCCAUUCGGGGUCACCUCCGUCAUCUAUGGGUUCUG